Molecule: messenger RNA, 246 nt
Organism: Prunus armeniaca (apricot)
Lineage: Eukaryota; Viridiplantae; Streptophyta; Magnoliopsida; Rosales; Rosaceae
Source: the annotation of a GenBank genome assembly
AUGGCUUCAGAGUCAGACGCAGAAGGAGGAGGUCACAGUGACCUAUCAAAUUUAUGGACUUUUGUGGUCCUCAAGCCUCCCUCCAAACAAAGAAACACAUUAGUUAUAUGGGUCCAAGAAUUCUGGGCUCGUCUGAAAGUUGAUGAUGAUGCCAGAAAUCUUCUUGAGCAAAUGGGUUCCAGUAAUCCAGGGUCGAAGGCUAUUGGCAUUGUUUCAGACUACCAUAAAUAUAUGUCCAAUGGUUGA